Messenger RNA from Carcharodon carcharias (great white shark), 3761 nucleotides. RefSeq names its product trafficking protein particle complex subunit 3 (gene trappc3). The record is from RefSeq and is a predicted model, not a curated record. The transcript is spliced from 5 exons. Lineage: Eukaryota; Metazoa; Chordata; Chondrichthyes; Lamniformes; Lamnidae. Gene Ontology annotation, biological process: endoplasmic reticulum to Golgi vesicle-mediated transport; intra-Golgi vesicle-mediated transport. Bases 106 to 648 code for a protein of 180 amino acids. Gene Ontology annotation, cellular component: TRAPP complex; cis-Golgi network membrane; cytosol.
UGGGAGGCUGCGCGCAUGUGUAACUCUGCCUUCCUGGGAUCUUGCGGUGAGGAUUUUUUCAUUAAGGAGCGGAGAGACGAUUAGAAGCCCUGAGACUGCAGGAAAAUGUCUCGCCAGGCAAAUCGAGGUACCGAGAGCAAGAAAAUGAAUUCAGAGCUAUUCACUCUGACCUAUGGAGCUCUAGUUACGCAACUCUGUAAAGAUUAUGAAAAUGAUGAAGAUGUCAAUAAACAGUUGGAUAAAAUGGGGUACAACAUUGGCGUCAGACUGAUUGAAGAUUUUUUGGCUCGUUCUAAUGUUGGAAGAUGCCAUGAUUUCCGUGAAACUGCAGAUGUUAUUGCAAAGGUUGCUUUUAAAAUGUAUCUGGGUAUAACUCCCAGUGUGACCAACUGGAGUGCAGCUGGAGAUGAAUUUUCAUUGAUUCUGGAAAAUAAUCCACUUGUGGACUUUGUGGAAUUGCCUGACAACCAUUCCAGUUUGAUUUACUCUAAUCUCCUCUGUGGAGUUCUGAGAGGUGCAUUGGAAAUGGUUCAAAUGGCAAUUGAUGUGAAAUUUGCCCAAGACACACUCAGGGGUGACAAUGUGACAGAAAUCAGAAUGAAAUUCAUUAAAAGGAUUGAAGAAAAUCUUCCAGCUGGAGAAGAAUAGCAUUUCAUAGUGCAGCAUUUUUUUUGGACAGUAAGAAGAUAUUCUCUCAAUACUAUAGAUUGUUGUAUUGUGAAGUUUGUUUAUUGGCAAAAGUUUGACACUUAUAAGAGCAGGAAUGGAAGACAAUUUAUUGAAAAUGGAAUUAAGCUAGAGAGACUCUUUAAACUGAAAACAGCAGUGAAUUCCUGCUCUCAUGCUCUUCCACCUUCUUUGAGAUCAUAUUCAAAAAGUUGUGUUUUUCUUUACUGUUCUAUAAUCUGUAUUUCUGUGGAUUGCAAAUCUGUUUGAGGUGCAAAAAAAUGCUACCUUCACCUGUUCUUCUGACAUAAACCCCAUAGGUUGCUGUUAAAGAAUGCAAUGUUAUGUACAAGGUGACUACUCCCCCCUCGCUCCAUCCCAUAUUUGUCAAAACCUUCUGCUCAGAAUGACUGAAGAGCCAUAUCAUUGAUGUGUACCUUUGUUUCUGAUGGCUGACAUCAUGGAUUUGUGGAAUUUAAUGUUGGUAGUAAGGUGGAGAUGAAUGGAAUUUGAAGAAAUCUUGAAGGUUAUUUUAAAAUGGUAAAUGUUGGAAAUACAUUCAGGUACUGACUGAUCUGCUAAAGAGAGAAGACAGGUUAGUGUGUGUUUGAGUGAAGCCUGGUGGAGUUUUACGUUUUUCCCAAUUUUCAUUGUUUCUAAUAUUUGCAUUUUUUUCUUAUUAGAAUGGUUGCGAGCUUAUUGAGGGUGCUAUGUAUCUUGCAUCAUGGUGAUCUGAUUCUCCUUCUACAUUGCUUUAUUUAGAAUUGAAUUUGGUAUAGAUUCCACUCCAGUGUAAAUCUUUUCCUCCAACUGUUUGUGGAUUGUACAUUCCAGAGAUGGUCCAUUAAAACAGAAACAGAACUAUGAAUUUCUUCCAAUGCUGCAAAGCAAGAACAGUGAAAAUCCAUCCCCCACAUCCUUUCAAUAAACAGACAAUAUAGCUGCCUGACAAAUGAUUCUAGCAGGUUAUCAGUGACACAUUGUAUCAUCAUCACAAUCCCAAUAAGAUGAUACAAAGAUGCACUUUGUAAAGAAGCUGCAGCAUUGAAAGUGGUUGUGUGAAUGCACCAAUUUGAUAGAAUUAGAGGGCUCCAUUCAAAUUGUUAUAGUCAAAUACUGCAAUCCCCAUAGUCUGGCUCUAGAAAGCCUAUUAUAUUUUGCUUGGCUAUGGUGGAUACAGAAAAUGUUUCAGCAGGAAACUAAAUAUGCUUCGUGUGUUCAGAAUUCAACAUUUUACCCAUCUCCAGGACUGCAUCAUUGGAGUCCCAAAAAUGCUGAAAUCAAUUGCUGAGACUUCAUUUGGAUCCAUGAUGUAAUUAACUUAUUUGCAUCUCUUUCUUGUUAUUUUAAAUAUUCCUGAUCUGUUAACUGCUUUGACAGGUGUAACUUUCAGUCCAAAUUAGAACAUAGUACUGGUAUUCUAAUAUAUUCUGUUGUUUCUAACUCUGAAUCUCUCUUGCCUGGCACUUCAUUUCAUGAUGUGGAAAAUGUGCAUAUUUACUUAUCCGGUAAUGUUAAGCCAUGAUGAUAGUGGCAGUGAAAGAUAAAUGGAAAACUGGAUAACAAAAUAAAAUAAAACAGUCAUUUAAACUCUCAAAAAGAGAAUAAAGAUACAUUUAGUUCUAAUUCCAAGAAACAGAUUUGGUUGAUCUUUUUCAUUAUGUCCAUAUCAUUCCUUUCAGUAGCACUUGGUUAUCUAGUUUUUGCCUGGUGGAGGAAAAAAAAGUUUUAAUUGAAAUUAUUUCUUUAGAAGCAAUGGACAAAUUUUCCCCUUCCUUUAAUAUUGUGCUGCUUUGCAGUUGAGAGGUUGCCAGAUAUGUGGACAAAAUGAGAGGGAGACUUGUAACAAAAACCAAAACAAGCAUGAUUUUUCUGUUUAUAUGCAGCUUGGAGAAUUUUCUAAACUUGAUACAUCUUCAAAGAUUAUUGAAACAAUAUUUUGAAAUUUACUGUAAUUACGAAUUCAUAGAACAGUUGAUCUGACUCACUGUCCAGUUCCCCAUGAACACGGAUAUUCAGCACUGGAUUUGGUUAAAAAUAUACUUUUAACCAUUUUGUUUGUUUAUUAUAGGUUCUGUUUGCACUAGAGUUAACUUGAAGCUAAGCCAGUUCACCUUUGAAGGAUGAAAAUUAAAUUAUUGAUGAAACCCAUUCCCCACUCCAACCUGGCUCCAGAACUGGAACCCUGGUUCAAAUCAAAGGCAGUAAAUAUGCAGCAUUGCACUAUACAGGAGAUGUUACAUUUAAAUAUGAAUUUAAUACUGAAUAAAUAUAUACAGCUGUAUCAUUUGUACUAUUUUAAGAUAUAGACUUUAUUGAAUAUUCUGCCUUUAUUAAAACUUUCCUAAAGGGACAAAGUGAAAUGCGACAUGAACCAGGAAGAAGACAUGUGGCUGAUGGACCAUAAAUAUAAUUUCUUUUAUAAUCCAAAAAUUUUCAAUAUUUAUACAACAAAAUUAUACUGAAAUGCACAAAAACACAAAGCAUGAACAAAGGUUUUGUCAUCAAAACUUCACUUUUGAAUGAAAACUAAAUUACUUGAAAGAUAUAAUUUAAAACCAAAUCUAAAAUAGUUUACCAAUGAAUAUAAAGUCUGGAGUGAAAAAAAGCUCCACUCAUCAAGCUCCUUUUAUACAAUUUACUUUGCAGUUCAUUUCAUCUUCUGAAGGAAAAGAAGAACAUUACUACAUUUCUAAGAUGAGGGUGAAAUUUCAAAAGAUAUAUGGAUGCCAGUAAACCUAAUUGGCCCAGUUAAUUAGGAGCAGUAAUCACUAAAGUAAACUAUAUGCUACCUUAGCAAAUGAACUCACGGAGAACGUUGAGCUAAGAUUGCAUAGUGCUCUGGUCAAAUUAUAGCAAUUUCUCUUGAUGGUACAAGCAGGACAUGUUCAAUCCCUUGAAGCGAUGUCUUUAAUUCUUCAGUCACAGAUGAAUGUUUUACUUGAUCUUUGUACAGUUGUUAUCAAAUUAAUGGUUUCUGGGUCAGUACCUCAAGAAGAAACUAAGCCAUUCAAUUCAAAUAAAAACUCUUGUGUGAUUUGUUCAAGUCUAUAUUGUUGACAGCUUUUUUGAAUUAAACCAAGAAGUUAUUUAAA